UUAAUGGAUAUAUUGUUUUAUGUUAUAUGUGUUUUGUUAAAAGAUAGCGGAACUGUUGUGGAACCAAGGUUGCUGGGGAAGAAUAGAUUCGGAACACUACGUCGCUCAGGCUGAUGCAAGCUGUCAGUCAGCUGUGUGAGGAGUAUCGAAAGCCAGUGAGAAGAACAUGACAGACUGUCAGGGAGACAGAGGGAACGGUCCAAUGGAGCUGUAUGAAAAGUUAACACAGCAAGGGGACAAAGUCAGAGCCUUAAAAACAGACAAAGCUGAGAAAGCUGACGUCGAUGCUGCUGUCCAGUUGCUGCUAAAGUUGAAAGUUGACUACAAACAGAUUACAGGUCAGGAUUACAAAGCAGGCUGCCCACCUACAGAAAUCACCAGCUCUGAUAAUGGUCCCGUAGCAGAUGGUGCUGAUGGUGAAGACACAGUUGAUCCGUGGAAUGUUUGCACUUCAAAUGCCAAGGGGGUUGAUUAUGAUAAACUCAUAGUGAGGUUUGGCAGCAAUAAAGUUGACAAGGACCUGGUGGACAGAAUAGAAAAAGUCUCGGGACAGAAACCUCACCGCUUCCUAAGACGAGGAAUCUUCUUCUCACACAGAGAUAUGCACCAGGUGCUGGAUUCAUAUGAGAAGCAAAAGCCCUUCUACCUCUACACUGGCAGAGGUCCGUCCUCUGAUUCCAUGCAUGUUGGUCAUCUAAUUCCCUUUAUCUUCACCAAGUGGCUACAGGAUGUGUUUGACAUACCCCUGGUGGUCCAGUUGACUGAUGAUGAAAAGUAUCUGUGGAAGGAUCUAACAGUGGAACAGUGUCACAGCUUUGCUGUAGAAAAUGCCAGGGACAUAAUUGCCUGUGGCUUCGAUGUCAACAAGACCUUUAUUUUCUCAGACCUUGACUACAUGGGUGCAUGCCCGGAUUUCUACAGAAAUGUGGUUAAGGUGCAGAAACAUGUUACAUUUAACCAGGUCAAGGGCAUCUUUGGCUUCACAGACAGCGACUGCAUUGGAAAAAUCAGCUUCCCAGCGAUCCAGGCCGCCCCAUCUUUUAGCAACUCAUUCCCACAUAUUUUUGGAAGCAGAAAGGACAUCCAGUGUCUCAUCCCCUGUGCUAUUGACCAGGACCCAUACUUCAGGAUGACCCGUGACGUUGCUCCAAGAAUCGGUUAUCCCAAACCAGCCCUGCUGCACUCCACUUUCUUUCCUGCCCUGCAGGGGGCGCAGACCAAAAUGAGCGCCAGUGACGCCAAUUCCUCCAUUUUCCUCACCGACUCGCCCAAGCAAAUCAAAAACAAGGUCAACAAACACGCCUUUUCUGGAGGCAAAGACACAGUGGAAGAGCACAGGAAAUAUGGUGGAAACGCAGACGUCGACGUCUCCUUCAUGUAUCUGACUUUCUUCCUGGAAGAUGAUGAACAGCUGGAGAAGAUUAGACAGGACUACACGAGUGGAGCUCUUCUCACCGGAGAGCUGAAGAAGCUUCUGAUUGAGACUCUGCAGCCCAUGAUCGCCCAGCACCAAGAGAGACGCAAACAAGUCACGGACGAAAUAGUGAAGCAGUUCAUGACUCCCAGACCUUUGAAUUUUAAACACUAGCCUGCUUGAACCAAUCCAAGUCUUUGUUGUUUUUCAAAGGGGAAUUCAUAUGAAGAACAAUCAAUUGUUUACUCAUUAACUGGAGAGAAUCGCUGGACAUGCUAAACUAAACAUCAAAGCUUCACCCAAAAAUACAUGUCUCUAAUGUAAACGUUUGAAUGAUUGAAUUAUCAGUCCUGCUCUAAUACUGUAGUAAUUCCCUCUCUGUGCUCGAGAAUCAGCCCACUAGCGGAAGAGAAAGGUGUUUUAAUGGCACCGAUGAAAUCUGUGUAACUCAGCUACACACCCACGGUACAGAAUGAUGGUUUAGAAGUCAUGCUUUGGAAGGUGGUUAUGUAGUAAAAUCAUGUUCUUAUCUGUCUACACCAGGAGGAAAAACAAAUAUCAAUGUAGGUAAAUCUCUUCAUUCACCAUGGCCUGGAUAACAUUAAAACUACACUUCAACAGUGAAAA
Molecule: messenger RNA, 2041 nt
Organism: Cynoglossus semilaevis (tongue sole)
Lineage: Eukaryota; Metazoa; Chordata; Actinopteri; Pleuronectiformes; Cynoglossidae
Gene: wars1
Product: tryptophanyl-tRNA synthetase 1
Exons: 11
Coding region: 167-1588 (473 amino acids)
Biological process (GO): tryptophanyl-tRNA aminoacylation
Cellular component (GO): cytoplasm
Molecular function (GO): ATP binding; tryptophan-tRNA ligase activity
Source: RefSeq, a predicted model, not a curated record